CAAUUCGAGACUUUUCUUUUUGACCGUAAUCUGGUUGCCUUUGUUUCUUUUUGGGCCCUGAACAGGUUGUCGCAUCAUCUGGGCUCGUCCACUACUAUGCUCGUUGCAAAGAAAAGGUCGUUCCAGUCGUCCACGACGCUUAGUAAAGGCACGGUCACGACAUCGCUUGCGGAAUGUCUUCUUGCAAUUCCGAUGUGACUCAGUCCUGUCGCUUCUCUUUUUGAAGUCAACCUUUGCAGGAAAAUCGUGACGACAGUCGUCGAACUACGACUAUAAGAAAGCGUCUAUGUGCAUGGCUGACUCGGGAUUGUGCUGAUGAUCAACUUGCCUCUACUGAUUGCUGACGCUCAUGAAAAUACUCCUUGUCGCCGACCUCAACAAUGUCUCAUCCAUCGACCAACGCAUUCACCAUCGAAGCAAUCACCCAUUACACCCCUCGCGCCAGCCAGCGGAGCCAUACUCGAUUUAGCUUGCGGUACCGGGCUAGUCACCCUGCCCUACGCUGAAGGCGUCGGACCGAACGGCGUAGUCAUCGGCAUCGACGUGACAGAAGGGAUGCUGGACGAGGCCCGUCGCAAAUCCAUCCCCAAUGACGCGGCCAGACCGGAAUGGAUCCAAGCCGACAUCACCAACCUGUCAUCCAUCGGUGCGAUCAAACAAGUCCUGACGGAAAGAGGCGGUUUCGACAUAAUCUCAUGCUGCUCGGCGCUUGUGCUUCUGGAAGAUCCUGCCCGCGCCAUCAAACACUGGGCAUCGUUCCUGAAACCGCGAGGAAAGAUGAUCAUCGACGUCCCCACGGAAGAUCGCACGCUGCAGUACUUGUUUACCAUGCCUUUGCGUAAAGCGCUGAGGCAGGCCUACAAUCAUGACCGCGACUGGGUGAAGGACAUGCACACUCUCGAACAGCUGUACGAAGAUGCGGGUCUAGAAGUCGAAAGCUCGUUCCGCACAAAGAGCUACACGACCGAAAAGGUGUUUGACAAGGACGAGGCGAUGGCCGUGUUUGAGGAGUACUCUACCACAAUGUACAAGUGGAUGCGAAGUGAUCCGGAACUGCUGGAACGAGCGAGGCAGGUUUGGCCACAAUUAUGGAACGAGAGCCUCGAUGAGCAGGAGAAGUUCCGAGAGGGACAUACCCUGUAUGUGACCAUUGGGAGUAGAAGGCAGUAA
This is a messenger RNA of Exophiala viscosa, 1170 nucleotides long. RefSeq names its product S-adenosyl-L-methionine-dependent methyltransferase. The record is from RefSeq and is a predicted model, not a curated record. Bases 316 to 1170 code for a protein of 284 amino acids. Gene Ontology annotation, molecular function: methyltransferase activity. The transcript is spliced from 3 exons. Lineage: Eukaryota; Fungi; Ascomycota; Eurotiomycetes; Chaetothyriales; Herpotrichiellaceae.